AUGACUGUCACCGAGAUCCUCGGCUCGACGUCUUUGGUGGCGGCCACCAUCCUGUGGCUCCUGUUUGGCAGGAAGUUUAACACAGUUCAGUCGUCGGCUACGAGCGUUAUGGCUGCCGGGCUUAUGGUCUACGGAUGUGCCUCCAUGUGGCUCAACCUCGUCAACGCAUUCGUCCCGGACCCUUACCUGGUGAGGACAACUGACGAGUUCUUUCAUAUCCCGCAGGCGCAGGUCUAUUGCAAGAACAAAUUCGCCGAAUGGGACGAUAAGAUAACAACUCUCCCGGCUUGUAAGUUCCGUUCAUACCUCUUGUCGAGGUUCCUCAUCUCCUUGGGCGCCCUCAUCACCCGAAACACUGUGGAGGAGGCUUGCAAAGCAGGAGACUUGCGCCUCCACAACGCCUUUGCAUUGUUCGGCGUCGUCUUCUGCGCCGUCUACUGCCGGCAUCACAUAGAAGCCCAACACCGGGCCAUCAGCGGCCGGCAACCUCUCCAGUCCGUAUCGACUUAUUCUCUCAUGACUGGUGUCAACAUUUCGUUAUUUCCCGUCCUCUUCUUCUUCUCGGGCCUCUAUUACACCGAUGUGGUGUCCACGCUCGUCGUCCUCGUCGCCUACGUUAACCAUCUGAACCGCGUUGGCCGACCAGCCAACGGAGUGCUCAACGACAUAUAUACAAUCACUCUGGGAGUCUCAGCUUUGAGUCUUAGGCAAACCAACAUCUUCUGGGUGGUCGUGUAUAUGGGUGGUCUCGAGGCUGUGCAUGCCGUCCGACUGCUCAAACCAAAGGUCGAAGACCAACGGUGCAUGUUCAAGCUUACCGAAUACCUUGAACAUUUUACCCGGCGAUCCUCUCUUGGCGACAUUCACGAUCUCCCGCUGAACCUUGCGUGGCCGCAUAGUGAGUCUCAAUGCCCUCACACAAAUCUGCCGUCUGCUGACUUACAGACCUGUGCUUCUCUGCACUGA
Verticillium alfalfae VaMs.102 is the source of this 966-nucleotide messenger RNA. RefSeq names its product alpha-1,2 glucosyltransferase ALG10. The record is from RefSeq and is a predicted model, not a curated record. Gene Ontology annotation, molecular function: dolichyl pyrophosphate Glc2Man9GlcNAc2 alpha-1,2-glucosyltransferase activity. Gene Ontology annotation, biological process: protein N-linked glycosylation; dolichol-linked oligosaccharide biosynthetic process. Gene Ontology annotation, cellular component: endoplasmic reticulum. Bases 1 to 966 code for a protein of 321 amino acids. NCBI's taxonomy places the organism in Eukaryota, Fungi, Ascomycota, Sordariomycetes, Glomerellales, Plectosphaerellaceae. The transcript is spliced from 3 exons.